This is a messenger RNA of Cucurbita pepo subsp. pepo (vegetable marrow), 575 nucleotides long. NCBI's taxonomy places the organism in Eukaryota, Viridiplantae, Streptophyta, Magnoliopsida, Cucurbitales, Cucurbitaceae. The record is from RefSeq and is a predicted model, not a curated record.
CGAUAUCCGUGGUUUGGGUUGAAAACAGGUACUACAUCCUGUGGCGGAUUCCAUCAAUAUAAAUAGCGAAGUAUGGAGAAUGUACUUCAAUUCUCUGAUACCAAGAUUAGUUAAGGAAGGAGAUGACGGCAAUUAUGGAUCAACUGCUGUCUGUGACACGAUGUGCUUGCAGGCUCUAUCAAAGCGAAUUCAUUAUGGAAAAUUUGUAGCAGAAGCAAAGUUUCAAGAGUCACCAAAUGAAUAUGGGGCUGCAAUUAGGAAACAAGACAAGGAGAAGUUGAUGGACAUGCUAACGUUUCGGAGCGUCGAGGAGGCGAUCAAAAGGAGAGUGGAAAUGAAAGCGAAAACAUUUGGGCAAGAGGUUCCUGUAAACAUAGAGCAAAAACAUGGUGCCCCAGUUUACAAAAUUAAACCCAGUUUGGUUGCUCAACUUUAUGGAGAAUGGAUCAUGCCAUUAACAAAGGAAGUUGAAGUUCAGUACUUACUCAGAAGAUUGGACUGAUUUGCAAUCAUUCUUCAUGGUCAAUGCUCAUAGUAAGUUCCCACUUAGUUCCAAUACAAUAAUCAGGUUGAGU